Molecule: messenger RNA, 1714 nt
Organism: Chanos chanos (milkfish)
Lineage: Eukaryota; Metazoa; Chordata; Actinopteri; Gonorynchiformes; Chanidae
Gene: dld
Product: deltaD
Exons: 14
Coding region: 55-1581 (508 amino acids)
Biological process (GO): pyruvate metabolic process; 2-oxoglutarate metabolic process
Cellular component (GO): oxoglutarate dehydrogenase complex; mitochondrion
Molecular function (GO): dihydrolipoyl dehydrogenase (NADH) activity; flavin adenine dinucleotide binding
Source: RefSeq, a predicted model, not a curated record
UGGAUGAUCCGGGUGCUGUAGGUUAAGCGGUCUACGAACGGACGUUCUGAGAAAAUGCAGUCCUGGACACAGCUUUACCGCACCCUGGCCACGCGAGGUCAGCACCUGCCUUGCAAACUCCAUGGAGCAACGGCCGUAUCAGUGAGAACAUAUGCUGACAAGGCAGCAAUUGAUGCUGAUGUCACAGUGGUUGGGUCUGGACCUGGAGGUUAUGUUGCUGCCAUUAAAGCAGCACAGUUGGGAUUUAAGACGGUAUGUGUUGAAAAGAAUGCCACUCUCGGUGGAACCUGUUUGAAUGUUGGCUGCAUCCCUUCAAAGGCUUUAUUGAACAACUCUUAUCUGUAUCACCUCGCACAUGGAAAGGACUUUGAAAACAGAGGCAUUGAAAUCAAGGGGAUCUCGCUGAACCUGGAAAAGAUGAUGGCGCAGAAGAGUGGUGCAGUAAAGGCCCUGACCGGAGGCAUUGCACACUUAUUCAAACAAAACAAAGUGACACAUGUGAACGGAUUUGGAAAAAUAACGGGUAAGAACCAGGUCACUGCCAAGACCAGCGAUGGUGGUGAACAGGUUAUCAACACUAAGAACAUCCUGAUCGCCACUGGCUCUGAGGUCACUCCUUUCCCAGGAAUUGAGAUUGAUGAGGAGACUGUGGUGUCCUCCACUGGUGCACUGUCACUCAAGAAGGUUCCUGAACAGUUGAUAGUGAUUGGAGCUGGAGUGAUCGGUGUGGAGCUGGGUUCAGUGUGGCAGAGACUGGGCGCUAACGUCACAGCUGUGGAGUUCCUGGGCCAUGUUGGUGGGAUGGGCAUUGACAUGGAAAUCUCCAAGAACUUCCAGCGCAUUCUCCAAAAACAGGGCCUUAAGUUCAAAUUGAGCACCAAGGUCAUGGCUGCUACCAAGAGGCCUGAUGGAAAGAUUGAUGUUGCUGUGGAGGCAGCAGCGGGGGGUAAAAACGAUACCCUGACUUGUGACGUUUUGCUGGUCUGUAUCGGCCGUCGACCCUUCACCAGCAGCCUGGGCCUGGAGUCAGUUGGCGUUGAACUGGACAAUCGUGGCAGAAUCCCAGUCAACAAUCGCUUCCAGACUAAAGUGCCCAAUAUCUAUGCCAUUGGUGAUGUGGUAGCUGGACCCAUGCUGGCCCAUAAAGCUGAGGAUGAGGGGAUCAUCUGUGUAGAGGGCAUGGCAGGAGGAGCUGUACACAUCGACUACAACUGUGUCCCAUCUGUCAUUUACACACACCCUGAGGUUGCCUGGGUGGGCAAGACUGAGGAGCAGCUCAAAGAGGAGGGAGUGCCAUACAAAGUGGGGAAGUUCCCGUUUGCAGCCAACAGCCGAGCGAAGACCAACGCUGACACAGACGGCCUGGUGAAGAUCCUCAGUCACAAAGACACAGACAGAAUGCUGGGAGCCCACAUUCUGGGCACGGGGGCAGGAGAGAUGAUUAAUGAAGCAGCUCUGGCCAUGGAAUAUGGAGCCUCCUGUGAGGAUGUGGCUAGAGUGUGCCAUGCUCAUCCAACGGUGUCUGAGGCUUUCAGGGAAGCUAAUCUCGCAGCCUCAUUCGGAAAAGCUAUCAACUUCUAGAGCAUCAGUGGAGCGGCGUAUGUAUCUACCAGCAGUGUCACUGUUUCAGAACUGUUUCUGUCCCCACACUCGAGUUCCUCAGUCCUGGGCUUUCUGGAGAAAACCCUCAUGCAUACAUUAAACUCGUUAAAAA